AUGGCAAACUCUGCUGCGAAACCCAAGUUUAGUCUGAGACUUCUCAUUGAUGAGGAGAAAAACAGAGUUGUUUUGGCUGAAGCUGGGAAAGAUUUUGUUGAUGUCUUAUGUAGUCUUCUUACACUUCCUAUGGGUACCAUUGUCAGGUUGCUGGAGAAGCAUCAAACUCCUCAAUCUCCUGUUGUUGGUUGUUUCCACAAGCUUUACAAAAGUGUUUCAGACAUGAGCGAUGAUAACUUUGAGGCACAGGCUUGUAAGAAUCUGUUGCUGUAUCCACGGAGUGUCAAGGAGAGUCUUUCCAGAAAGCUAAAGCUGAACAUAGAUGAUACCGUGGCCACCGGGUUCUUUAUCUGCCCUUAUUUUAUGUCCAAUGAGUCUUGCUGUAAGGUAUACAGCAACACUAGUGCCUCACGUUGUUGUUAUUGUGGAAGGGCGAUGAGCUGUGAGAUUCAGGUUCAGGGAGAGCUAGCUGAUGGUGUCCUCCCUAGUUGCAGAACGUCAUUCAUCAUCACUGAUGAUCUGAAAGUGUCACUGAAUUCGAUGGGUCUUGUCCUGAAUGUCCUUAAUGAUCUUGGCUAUGCUGGUUUUGAUAAGCUGCAAGAAAUGCUUAUUGAUGUUGGUUCUGAAGAGGUGCUAACAUUGCUAGGUUGUUUGUUCACUUCGCAAGUUCCUUUAACAGAUACAUUUCUGAAGAAACAUUGCAUGGCAAGGAAGCGCAAAGUGUUGACACCACUGGUGCAAGAAAUUGUUGUGUCAGGAGAUCCUGACAAAUGUGUAACUAUUAAGGUUUACAUUAGAAAGACAGACAUGACGAUUCUUUUUGCGGAGUGCAGAGAAGACUUCAUUGAUCUUCUAUUCACUUUUCUUGCCAUACCUCUUGAGUUUGCUUGUGAACUUUCUGUUGACAAUGUCAAUAUGGGCUGUGUUGGAAAUAUUUGCAGAAGUUUGAAAGAUUUGAGCUAUGAGAAGCCAAAAGAAGUCACAGAUUCCAAAUGUAUGCUUCCUUACCAUUAUAAUUUCAGGGCACAACUGCUUGAUAUUGCCAUUCAGGAAGGAGAUUCAGGACUUGAAUGUUUGAUCCCAACAAGUGGUGCAAGUUCAGAUUGCAUGUUUUCCAGAAAGAUUAAGAAAGAUGUGCUUUCUAAAGGUGAAAGGAUUGUGAAGUUCGCACCAAUGCAUUCAAACCCACCAAGUUAUGUUGGGGUUGGAUUUGUAAAGGGAGAAACUAGUUUCAUAGUGUCAGAUGAUCUCUUUAUCACACCGAUGAGCACAUCAUCAACAAUCUCAUUGUUAAGCAAGUUGCAGUUGAACAUCAGUGAUAUUGAUGAACAAGUUAUCAACAUCACAAAAGCAGAGGCCGUUAAUUUGCUGAGAGCUUCCUUGAUCACAAAUUCUGCAUUAACCAAUGGUCUCUCCAAUUUCCUCUCAAAGAUGGAGCCACAGGAAGCAACUCCAUCAUCAUCUAAGAAUCCAAAAACUCAAAUGCCCCUUUGA
Messenger RNA from Eruca vesicaria subsp. sativa (arugula), 1494 nucleotides. The record is from the annotation of a GenBank genome assembly. Lineage: Eukaryota; Viridiplantae; Streptophyta; Magnoliopsida; Brassicales; Brassicaceae.